GAUCGAUCAGUCAUACGGAGCGUAUCAUGUUUUGCAGCUGGAGAAGCGAAAAAUAUAAAGAUCACUUUGAAUCGGGCAAAUAUGUCUGCUCAAAGUGCAAUCAUGACUUAUUUCCUAGCAAGUCUAAAUAUGAGCAUUCAUCACCUUGGCCUGCUUUCACUGAAACAGUUUCCGAAAAUAGCCUAUCAAAAUAUGAAGAAUCACCUGGAGCACUAAAAGUUUCCUGCGGUAACUGUGGACAAGGUCUUGGUCACGAAUUUCUUCGUGAUGGACCUGGUGGUAAAUCGCGUUUUUGAAUAUUCUCAAAUUCGCUCAAAUUCGUUCCAAAAGCUAAUUAAGCUGGAAUGAAUACCGUUUUUUAUACUUUAACUUUAUUGAUAGUUAACAGUCACAUAGAUAUCUUGUAAUCGAUUGCUAUCCACUAUAUGUUUUACGUAACAAAACAUAAUUGUAUGACAAUGAAGUUGAACCACACGCGAACGCUCUUUCCUAGUUUUAUUCUAUGUGUUUAUCGGCUUAAAGAGUAGCUCAUUUUUU
This is a messenger RNA of Trichoplax adhaerens, 537 nucleotides long. RefSeq lists its product as hypothetical. Bases 27 to 296 code for a protein of 89 amino acids. The record is from RefSeq and is a predicted model, not a curated record. The transcript has 2 exons. NCBI's taxonomy places the organism in Eukaryota, Metazoa, Placozoa, Uniplacotomia, Trichoplacea, Trichoplacidae. Gene Ontology annotation, molecular function: peptide-methionine (R)-S-oxide reductase activity.